AUGAGAAAGCAAAGCAGGGCACGAGGCGAGUCAGACCUUGGACGACCUGCUGAUCCACGCAGUCCAGUAUACCGGCCAAGACUGGAGACGAUACCGGCCGCCGCAUCAUCUUGGUUCAGCUUACCCGAAGCGCUCACUGCCCUUCUCGUUCCAUUACCGUACUUACUGGCAUCCGCAGCUUAUUCUACGAUCACCAAUGAGGAGCUGAGUGGAGGCACACAUGAGUUGCCCGCAUAUGCAAGGCUACAGCAUGGCGCAGAUUCAGAGGGCCGAUUGCUUCCCAUGCAGAAAUUCAGCAGCGACUCCGGUUUGAUCGAAGCCUGCACCCUCACCUCAGGUGCUCUGUUACUAGUCGGUAUCCUUGCCAAGAUCCGAGCAGCUGAAAGAGUGCUCGAUCGAAGGAAGGAAACAGCCAGCUAUAUGCCUCAGACCGAGGCAUUACUCACCGUUCAAGCUGCACGAACAAUGGCCUUACGAGCAAUCAGCCUCGGCCUCCCAUUUUAUGCGUCGAUGCAAAUCGGCGGGCUGCGGACUGGGCUGAUCCUGCUCACAGCAUUCGCUGCGGGCAUCACUGAUGACCAUGUAUCUCUGAGGCGCACGCUGUAUGACUGGAAACAUAUCCUAUCUUCACGGUUAGCAACACUCCUGGUAUUUACGCUAAGCCUGGCAGGCGACGCUAGCGGCCUAACCUUUCAUGCUCCGCUGAUUGACACUGCCUUUGGCUAUCUGGCGCUGGCGCUCUCGAUCACCGUUUUGCCUCCACCUCUGCCAAUGCGAUCGACGGGUUCUCGUCCAGCUUCGAACCAGCCGUCGCCUACCGUGAGCCGAGCGCCAUGGUCUUCCGCAAGCGCCUUCCAACCCUCGAUUACCUCUGCGCUCACUAAAUCUACUGCAGAUGUUGACAUGACACUCCUCGCUGGACUGCUUAUGUCUAUACUCACGGUGCUGUUGUCGAUGGUCUGGUCAGCCUCACCAUCUCUUCAAGGCUCGGCAAUCGUACUCAGCACGCUAGCAGUAGCAUCUAUGUCCGCCUCGAUUCUUUUCUCACAACCACAUACCCUUCGCAGUCAGCACCAAGCUGGUCUUGGCAUUGGCUGUCUUAUCACUGCCUCGUGUGCCUUUCUAUAUUCGCCAUCCAUAUGGCCCGGUACGACGUGCAAUGGCGGAUUAUCUGCGUUGUCCUUCCUUGGAGUUUUGUACGAUACCCAUGCUGUCGACGAAGACGCUCACGAACAUGCACAUGCGCACAACGCCCAUACGCAUCAACAUCAUGAUCACGACCAUCACCAUGCUGCUAAGCACGUGACCCCAGGCCAGUAUUCCGGUUUUACCAAGUUCAUCAUGGCAAAAUGUAGGCCAGGCUCGCUUAUGUACGGCAUCCUAGCCGAGAAAGACUCGAGACGGAUCGCUUACUUCACGCUUCUUAACUUCUCCUUCAUGAUCGUCCAAGGCGUCUACGGCUAUUUGUCUGGCUCCUUAGGCCUGCUCUCAGAUACGGUCCAUAUGUUCUUUGACUGCCUCGGACUAGUUGUUGGCCUUGGCGCAGCUGUCGCGUCAAAGUGGCCAACUUCGCCUGAGAAACCUUACGGAUGGGGCAAGCUCAAUACGCUCGCUGGUUUCGGCAAUGGCGUGUUCUUGAUGCUCGUCAGCGUCGAAUUCAUUUGGGAGGCUAUCGAAGGCAUCCUCGAAGGCCGGGAGCUGCGGCACGUGAAGGAGCUCCUUGUAGUCAGCGUCGCUGGGUUCCUGGUGAACAUGGUUGGCCUGGUGGCGUUCGGACACGCUCAUGCUGGCCAUGAUCACGGACACGGCCACUCACACGGCCACUCACACAGCCACUCACACAGCCACUCACACAGCCAUUCACAUAGCCACUCACACAGCAACUCACACAGCCAUGGCCAUGCCCACUCACACGACCAUGACCACUCUCACGCAAACGGUCACGCACACCAAAACGACUGCAACGAUUUGAAAGCACCGAAACCGCAGGUACACCAUGUUCACGACCAUGAGCACGAUAAUGAGAACAUGCAUGGCAUCUUUUUGCACGUUGCCGCAGAUGCUGGUGGAUCUCUAGCCGUCAUACUCAGCACAGCGCUUACUAUCUGGAAGCCAUGGUAUCUGUGGGAUCCUCUUGCCACCAUGAUAAUUGCCGUUAUGAUAUUCAUUUCUGCCAUACCGCUUGUCUCAGCGUCAGGACGGAAGCUUCUGCUCGUAAUACCCAACGAUUUGGAGUACGCUGUCAAGAGCGCAUUGCAGGAGCUCGGCGAGGUGAGGGGAGUUGUGGGCUAUGCCGCACCGCGCUUUUGGAUCGAUGACAGAGACGAGGCUUCUAUCGGCGCGCACGAUCAGCAUCACCACCACGACGCAGAGGUGGUGGCAAGCAAGCAAAGGCUGAUGGGUGUCAUCCAUGUCAUAGUAGCGCAUGCCGCGACUGAGGAAGAUGUGCGAGAACGUGUGGAAGAAUUAUUGCAUGAAAGAAACAUGGAUCUAGUGAUUCACGUCGAACGUGAGGCGGACGGGCAGUGUUGGUGUGGUGGCGGUGGCGGUGGUGGUGGUGGUGGUGGUGGUGCGGCUGCUACUGCUGGACAGUCGCCUGCUAUGAUCAAGUCCGGUUAG
Messenger RNA from Baudoinia panamericana UAMH 10762, 2619 nucleotides. RefSeq lists its product as uncharacterized. The transcript is spliced from 2 exons. Lineage: Eukaryota; Fungi; Ascomycota; Dothideomycetes; Mycosphaerellales; Teratosphaeriaceae. Gene Ontology annotation, cellular component: Golgi apparatus; membrane. Gene Ontology annotation, molecular function: zinc ion transmembrane transporter activity. The record is from RefSeq and is a predicted model, not a curated record. Gene Ontology annotation, biological process: intracellular zinc ion homeostasis; transmembrane transport; zinc ion transport. Bases 1 to 2619 code for a protein of 872 amino acids.